Trichomycterus rosablanca is the source of this 1266-nucleotide messenger RNA. RefSeq names its product regulator of G protein signaling 17 (gene rgs17). The coding region runs from base 400 to 1026 and encodes 208 amino acids. The record is from RefSeq and is a predicted model, not a curated record. The transcript has 6 exons. NCBI's taxonomy places the organism in Eukaryota, Metazoa, Chordata, Actinopteri, Siluriformes, Trichomycteridae.
GAUGGCUGGUAGAGAAAAGCUCGGUCGGCGCUGAUGGAGAUAAAGCGGCAGCGCGUGUGUUCGGCGAGUGACACCACCGAAGUCGGUUCCAAACUGGUGUAGAAUCGAGCCGUGCGGCCGUCCGAAGUGUGGAAAUGGAUGGGUAAGAUGUUGUAUCCUGGUUUAACUCAGCACUGACUGAAGGAAAAGGAUUUGCCUGAGAGUACCAAGUAUACUAAACCUACCUCUACCCACCAGACCUUCUCUCCAAGUGUCCUCGACCAGGAAUGGUAAAGGAAGAACAGAGACGCCACCGAGGCAUUAACACUCCAGCAACUUUCCUAAUCCAGAAUCGGAUGAUUUGAUGAUUCACGGCAUGAGGUUUCUGUCUGAACUCUGGAUGGAGAGCUGCUAAUUUACAUGCCUCGGAGUGUGAGUGGAGUUGAGAUGAGGAAACAGCAGCAGGCCCACAUCGAAGGACCCCCACAAGCCCCUGGACACCCGAGGCCAAACACUUGCUGUCUGUGCUGGUGCGGCUGCUGCAAAUGCCUCUGGAAUGAAGAUGGAAGGGAACGUCCAGAGCGCCAAACAUGUACAAAAAUGGACAGCAUAGAAGCAGCAGAUGAGCAGCAUCCCACACUGGAUGAAGUGGUAGCCUGGGCGCGAAGCUUCGAGCUCAUGAUGCGCUCCACAGAGGGCAGAGACUUUUUCAGGCAGUUCCUUCGGUCGGAGUACAGCGAGGAGAACCUGCUGUUCUGGCUAGCCUGUGAGGAACUGAAGAAGGAGACCAACCCGUCAGCUAUCGAUGAGAAAGCAAGGAACAUUUACGAAGAUUAUGUAUCCAUCCUGUCACCUAAAGAGGUCAGUUUGGAUUCGCGGGUGAGGGAGGGCAUCAAUCAGAGCCUGGCCGAGCCCAGCAGCCUGAUGUACGAGGAGGCCCAGCUCCAGAUCUACACGCUCAUGCACAGAGACUCGUUCCCGCGUUUCCUCAACUCGUCUGUUUACAGGGACCUCCUGGAACAAACGAGGGCCUGCUUGGACACCUAAGGUUCCAGCCAAAAAGACACUUGACACACACACAAAAAAAACAAGCCCUACGGUGCCACUAUCGAAAGGUGUGAUGUUUCCUUUUCAUAGAGCGAGUAGUUAAGCAAUUCUUACCGUCCAGUAGUGAGCCUGACGUUCACUUCCUGUAUAAGUGCCAAUACAAGCUGCUCAGCCAACUGUGACAAAAAAAAGAAGCGUGUGAGGAGAAUCAUCUGAGCCCUAACUUCUCGUUCCCAUUUU